Molecule: messenger RNA, 4254 nt
Organism: Mastomys coucha (southern multimammate mouse)
Lineage: Eukaryota; Metazoa; Chordata; Mammalia; Rodentia; Muridae
Gene: Tubgcp4
Product: tubulin gamma complex associated protein 4
Exons: 18
Coding region: 219-2222 (667 amino acids)
Biological process (GO): spindle assembly; meiotic cell cycle; mitotic cell cycle
Cellular component (GO): centrosome; spindle pole; gamma-tubulin complex
Molecular function (GO): gamma-tubulin binding; microtubule minus-end binding
Source: RefSeq, a predicted model, not a curated record
CGACGGCACCGGCGCCUUGUCGCGGCUCCGCGGCGGGAGCGAGCCGGUGGGCGCCUCGGCCGCGCGCACUUCCGGGACGCGGCGCGCGACUCUGGAGUCUCCUCGCCCGGUGGACUGCAGGCAUUCAGGGCAAGAGAGUCAACUGGGUGGGAGUGGGCGCCCUUAGAGGCGCUGAAAGAGAAGGUGGUCGAUCUAGGGACUCGCGGGCCGCCCCAGGAAUGAUUCACGAACUGCUUUUGGCCCUGAGUGGGUACCCAGGGUCCAUUUUCACCUGGAACAAACGGAGUGGCCUGCAGGUUUCCCAGGAUUUUCCAUUUCUUCAUCCCAGUGAGACUAGUGUCCUGAAUCGACUCUGCCGGCUUGGCACAGACUACAUUCGAUUCACUGAGUUCAUUGAACAGUACACAGGCCAUGUGCAGCAACAGGAUCACCAUCCAUCCCAGCAGGGCCAAGGUGGACUGCAUGGGAUCUACCUCAGAGCCUUCUGCACAGGGCUGGAUUCAGUUUUGCAGCCUUAUCGCCAAGCACUGCUUGAUUUGGAACAAGAGUUCCUGGCUGACCCACAUCUCUCCAUAUCACAUGUCAAUUACUCCUUAGAUCAGUUCCAGCUCCUUUUUCCCUCUGUGAUGGUUGUAGUGGAGCAAAUUAAAAACCAAAAGAUUCAUGGCUGUCAAAUCCUGGAGACAGUUUACAAACAUAGCUGUGGGGGUUUGCCUCCAGUUCGAAGCGCAUUAGAAAAAAUCCUGGCUGUGUGCCAUGGAGUCAUGUAUAAACAGCUCUCAGCCUGGAUGCUGCAUGGACUCCUUUUGGACCAGCAUGAAGAGUUCUUCAUCAAACAGGGUCCAUCUUCUGGUAAUAUCAGUGCACAGCUAGAAGAGGAUGAGGAGGAUCUGGGCAUUGGAGGCCUGACAGGAAAACAACUGAGAGAACUGCAGGACCUGCGCCUAAUUGAGGAAGAAAAUAUGCUGGCCCCAUCUCUGAAGCAGUUUUCCCUGAGGGUAGAGAUUUUACCAUCCUACAUUCCAGUGAGAGUUGCUGAAAAAAUCCUCUUUGUUGGAGAAUCUGUCCAGAUGUUUGAGAAUCAAAAUGUGAACCUGACAAGGAAAGGGUCCAUCUUGAAAAACCAGGAGGACACUUUCGCUGCCGAGCUACACCGGCUCAAGCAGCAGCCACUCUUCAGCCUGGUGGAUUUUGAGCAGGUGGUAGAUCGGAUCCGUAGCACUGUGGCUGAGCACCUCUGGAAGCUAAUGGUGGAAGAGUCAGAUUUACUGGGUCAGCUGAAGAUCAUUAAAGACUUUUACCUUCUGGGACGAGGAGAACUGUUCCAGGCCUUCAUUGACACAGCUCAGCACAUGUUGAAAACACCACCCACUGCAGUAACAGAGCAUGAUGUGAAUGUGGCCUUUCAACAGUCAGCACACAAGGUGCUGCUAGAUGAUGACAACCUUCUCCCUCUGUUGCACUUGACCAUCGAGUACCAUGGAAAGGACCACAAAGCAGAUGCCACCCAGCCAAGAGAAGUGCCUUCUCGGGAAACAUCCCCCCGGGAAGCUCCUUCUUCCGGCUGGGCUGCUCUAGGGCUUUCCUACAAAGUACAAUGGCCACUGCAUAUUCUCUUCACUCCAGCUGUCUUGGAAAAGUACAAUGUUGUUUUUAAGUACUUACUAAGUGUGCGCCGUGUCCAAGCUGAACUGCAGCACUGCUGGGCACUCCAGAUGCAGCGCAAGCACCUCAAAUCUAACCAGACGGAUGCAGUCAAGUGGCGCCUAAGAAACCACAUGGCCUUCUUGGUAGAUAAUCUUCAGUACUACCUCCAGGUAGAUGUGCUGGAGUCUCAGUUCUCACAGCUGCUUCAUCAGAUCAAUUCUACGAGGGACUUUGAAAGCAUCCGAUUGGCGCAUGACCACUUCCUAAGCAAUUUGCUGGCCCAGUCCUUUAUUUUGCUGAAGCCUGUGUUUCACUGCCUGAAUGAAAUCCUAGAUCUCUGUCACAGUUUUUGUUCACUGGUCAGUCAGAAUCUGGGCCCACUGGAUGAGCGCGGAGCUGCCCAGCUGAGCAUUCUCGUGAAGGGCUUUAGUCGCCAGUCUUCACUCCUGUUCAAGAUUCUUUCCAGUGUUCGGAAUCACCAGAUCAACUCAGAUUUGGCUCAGUUACUGCUCCGGCUAGACUAUAACAAAUACUAUACCCAGGCUGGUGGAACUCUGGGCAGUUUUGGGAUGUGAAAAUGAAGGAACAGUCCUAACACAUUCUGAUGUCUGUAACAAAACUCUCUAGUCAUUCAUCAGAUGCCUGCAGACUGCUGAAAGGGUCUUCUAGAAGAAGUCCAGAGGUAUAAAUCCUUCCUACCGUUCCUGUAGGGAACUGGGGUUUGAUAUCUCUCUGCGGACCACACGCAGGCUUUGAUCCUUUACACUAAGACAUCUCUUGGGUGGGUUCAUUUGUGUAACAGUGGUUUAUUGAGCAUUUACAAUAUUCCUAUGGAAGAUAACCACAGUAAACAAUGGGGAUCGAUAAAAUAUUUUUAGGCUUGGCUCAUAUGUAAGAAAGGAAUCAUGCUUCUGAAUAGGUCAGCUUCUAUAUGUUACCACCAAAUUAGAAAACCCUUUAGACAGGCUGUGGGCUUUCUGUACCUUGUAAUUUGUAACUAUACAGAUUAUCUUUAUCCUUCCCCAAAAUUUAAGAUUUGAGUAUCCUUUAUCUGAAGAAUUUAGCCAGUGGAUUCUAAUUCUUUCAGACUGGUAAAAGGGCAAUUCUGGCUAAAAGGUGAUAGAGGUCAAAUUGUUUAGAUUUUAGAAACUGAAAACUGCAACCCAGUUUUCCCACCUUAGACCUGGCACAGGAGUUAAGGUUAUAUGGUCAGAUAGCCUAGCCACCAGUGGCUGAGGACAUACUAAUGUUCUCAUCAGCAUAGACAAACAGUUCAUUGACAUACCUUCCCUCCAAGCUGGACAAGAAUGCAGCCUCUGGGCCUCAGUCUGUAGUCAUUGAAUCCUCUCCUCCACAUUGUCUACCACCCACCAUGAAAGCCGAGUUCCUGUCCUCGUCAACUAUCGAGGAUCGAUCCCUUCCAUUGUUGCCUCUACAAGCAGGGCUUAGCAGAUAACAGCCUGCUGCUUGUUUUUGUAAAUAAAGUACUAUUCAAACGGCCACACAUACUCAUAUAGCUAUUGACUAUGGCUGCUUUCAUCUCACAGCGAGACAAGAAGUUGAGACGGACGAGUGAGCACACAGCCUAAAAGGAUUUACUGCUUGGCUCUACAUAAAAAUAAGACAGCCUUUAUUUAUUUGUUAACAGGGAUUAUGGUGAUGAGUGUGAGGAAGGAAUAACUUCCAACAGUUGUGACAACUUAUUUUACAGAAAACCAUCCCAGCAAAUUUAUAGUCGCUGUCCAAUUUAUUAACAACUGGCCGUGUUCCCAGUAGCAGGUCAUCUGUCAAUAAACUCUUGAUACCCAGGGAGCUGUCCCCAGUCCCUCUCAACUUAGCACUACUUCCUGUUCAUCUAGGCCCUUGCCUACUGGAAACUGCAUUUUUGGAAGCAUGACAUUUUAGGUAGCCUGGGAGAGCCUUUUGACAUUGACAGUGGUGCCACAGAACAAUGUUCAUUCCUGUAUUUUAUCUCCCUUUGUUUGCUGCACUGCUAAAGUGACAAGCCUGCUGAAAACUUAAGAGAAGGUCCUAUGUUUACCAUGUUCUGAGAUUAAGCUCAAAGAAACAGAUGAAGACAUCCCAGUUACUACAACCAAAGAGAUUCAACAUUUAUUUUAUCAUAAAAGUCCAGCAAAUAAAACUAUGUACAAGGUCCAUGCAAAGAAUACAGUUACACACAAGACAACACUUAAAACCUGAUUAAAACACAAUCUCCACAAUAGCAGGGGAUAAAACCAGAAAGACCAAGUAUCUUUAGUGAGAAACAUAAUCAUGUUUAUAUUUUGGAUGCUGCUUGAAUCCAAUUCUCUCCCCAACAAUGAGGCACUGGAUCACCCAUUCUUGUGAUACCACAGGCAGUUGCAAGGCUUCAGCACACUUGAGCACCGAGGCUGGGCAUGAGGGGUCUGUCACCACCACAUCAAAUACCCCUAAAGCAAUGUCUGUAAAAAGUAGGGGGAGGUGAAUGAGGAAAAAACACUCAGUUUAGCUCCUUUAAAAAAAAAGAAAGGUGCCUUCUAAUCAGUAUUCCCUACUCCACCAAACCAAAGCCCUCUACUAUAGGUACUGUGUGUUCACAAUGUAAAAUAAAAGUUGUAAUCACCA